UGUACCUAACGUGCAGCAAUCGAGUAUCAGCCAUGAUGCCUUGGCGGAGUCUUGUUAUGCUCGGUGACAAAACGCAAGGACGUAUGACGUCGGAGGGGGCAAGGAGGGCACCUUGCACUGAUUGCGAAACCGUAAUCAGGCAAUCAGCCGUCGUCCCGCAGUACCGUGUGGAAGACGACGUCCCUGAAACCGUUGGCGAGUGUACCGGCUGUGCAUUCAUAUUGGAGGAGUACAUGGCGCGAAGAAGCAGCGUAAUACUGUCAGGUAUCGCUGUCUGAGCUGCUCUCUUGCGACAGCUGCGAGGGUUCACAGUGAGCGCAGUGCAAAUGUCUGAGAACAGAAGUCGGUCCUAGAACGUCGGAACUGGAAUUGAGUGAAUAUCCAGGAGACAUGGUGACAAUUGAGUGAUGCGACGAGGACGGGUGAGAAGACAACAGGUUAGAUGAGAGGCAUGUAUGCAUGUUACAGCAUGGGAUGCAAUGCGGUAUCACCCAAAUCAUACGAAGCACAUUGUGAUGAUGGACGCAAAGCUGGAGUGUGCUGGCGAGCUUUGAAUUCGCUUCCCCAGCACAUAGCGAAGCGGACCAAGCAAAAAGGAUGGGACACACGGCAAAAAUCCCACAAGUUUUAUCAUAAACCAAACGAGACGAUGGUCACCGACGAGGACAAUGCGACCAUAGAGCGCAUGGUGAGCGAGGGCAAGUCGGCCAUGGCCAUUCGCGCCGCCGUGCCCGACGUGUCGCGUACAAAUGUCUAUCUCAAGAUUGCAAAGUUCAAGAAGCACGGCACUGUGGGUCGUGUACAGACAAAGACGCUGGGCAGGCCGCGUGCCAUGAGUGAAGGAGUCGACAAGUUCCUGCAGGGCCUACUCGCUGCCAAACCGGACAUGGAGCUCGACGAGAUGCGCCGUCAUCUGCAGAAAGAACUACAAUUGACUGUAUCCAUGUCGACCAUCUCACGCGCUAUUGCCCGUGCCGGCAUUGCCACCGGUCAGCGACCUGUCCGUACACGCACCACAACUUCCACCUCUUCCGCCGCCCCCCGCCGUCGCGCCGUCAACAAGCUCAUCGCCCAGAAAGAGCCCGAUCUCUCUUUGACACUUCAGUCUCCCCUUCCUCUCCAUGUCACACAUGAUGCUUCAAUGGACCAUCUCACCGAGCUGCCUGCCGAUGCCCACCUUCUGGAUCCGUGGCAGGACUUGACCGUACCCGUCUCGCAACAUGCGCAUCAUCACUCUCAGCUGCAACCACACCACAUGCACGUCCUUGACCCUUCCCUUGCUUCGGCAUAUCACAACGCUGCUGUAUACCACAGUCUGUACGCAGAUCCUGAUGCUCAUGUCAUGGCAAUGAAUGCGUCCCCGCUGGACGUCUACAGAAGUCCGUAUGCUCCCAUCUGAUCAUAGGCUCUGCGGUGUUUUUGCCAUGGGUCAGCACAUUACACGAUCACGAAUUCACGAUAGUAUACGAAACCAAAGCUAUAAUACAACGUGCGUUUGUCGCUAU
Messenger RNA from Aureobasidium subglaciale EXF-2481, 1505 nucleotides. RefSeq lists its product as uncharacterized. The coding region runs from base 443 to 1399 and encodes 318 amino acids. NCBI's taxonomy places the organism in Eukaryota, Fungi, Ascomycota, Dothideomycetes, Dothideales, Saccotheciaceae. The transcript has 2 exons. The record is from RefSeq and is a predicted model, not a curated record.